Gadus chalcogrammus (walleye pollock) is the source of this 3810-nucleotide messenger RNA. RefSeq names its product papilin a, proteoglycan-like sulfated glycoprotein (gene paplna). Gene Ontology annotation, molecular function: metalloendopeptidase activity; serine-type endopeptidase inhibitor activity. Gene Ontology annotation, cellular component: extracellular matrix. Lineage: Eukaryota; Metazoa; Chordata; Actinopteri; Gadiformes; Gadidae. The transcript is spliced from 27 exons. The record is from RefSeq and is a predicted model, not a curated record. The coding region runs from base 154 to 3780 and encodes 1208 amino acids. Gene Ontology annotation, biological process: extracellular matrix organization.
CCCCCAGCGGAGGGAGCGGGGACCAGCCUGCCUCCCGUCCUAUAUCAGGACCACCUCCACACAGUGUGGGCCACACCGGGUUCCUCUGAGUCCGCCCCGAGGAGCUUUACCAGGCGUUUAGCAGUCCCGUGGAUCGCGAUCAUCACUUACAAAAUGCUGGUGUCUCUGGCCAUCCUCCCGCUGCUCCUGGUACCAGCACUCACGGUGCCCACCGGAGACAACUGGGAGCCCUGGGGGCCGUACGGAGAAUGCAGUCGCACCUGUGGAAGCGGCGUUACCAUGAGAACCAGACGCUGCAUCACCCAGAGGACGGACGGCGGACACAACUGCGUGGGUCCCAACAAGUCUUACAGCUCCUGCAACGUCCAGGACUGUCCGGAAGGUUCCAGGGACUUCCGUGAGGAGCAGUGUUCUCAGUUCGACGGGACCGACUUCCAGGGCAAACGCUACAAGUGGCUCCCCUACUACGGAGCGGAGAACCCGUGCGAGCUGAACUGCAUGCCGCGCGGGGAGAACUUCUUCUACCGCCACCGCAGCUCCGUGGCCGACGGGACGCCCUGCCACCCGGGCCGCCGCGACGUCUGCGUGGGCGGAGUCUGCAAGCGUCUGGGCUGUGACAACCUCCUGGAGUCCACCCAGCAGGAGGAUGCGUGUCUUCAGUGCGGGGGGAGCGGCCAGUCCUGCCGCCGCGUCCAGAACACCUUCUCUGUCCAGAGCCUGCCCAACGGUUACAACCAGAUGUUCAUCAUCCCUGUAGGCGCGACCAGCAUCCGCAUCACAGAGACCACGCCCACUCGCAACUACUUCGCCAUCAAGAACCUGCGGGGGGAGUACUACCUGAACGGCCACUGGGUCAUCGAGUUCUCCCGCUCCACCCCUGUGGCCGGCACUGUGCUGUACUACCAGCGCGGACCAGAGGGGGGCAACACGCCCGAAACCAUCAUCGGCCGCGGCCCCACCACCGAGCCCCUCGUCAUCGAGAUGAUCAGCCAGGAGCCAAACCAGGGGGUCGAUUUUGAGUACUACCUUCCCAACGGACGCUCUCGGCAGGGGUACUUCUGGAGCUACGGCUCCUGGGCGGCCUGCAGCAAGGAGUGUGGAUCAGGCUUCCAGUCCCGUCUGGUGUUCUGUGCCAUCGAUAACGAGGUGUUCCCCGACUACCUGUGUGCCUCCCUGCCCCGACCCUCGAGCAAUCGCACCUGCAACGCCCAGGCCUGCCCCCUGACGAACAGCUGGACGAUGGGGGAGUGGAACACGUGUUCGGUCACCUGCGGGGGGGGCUCCCAGCUGCGCAGCGUCCAGUGCGUGUCCCAUGAUGCAUCUGGGCCCCGCGUGGUGGAGGACGCCGUCUGCGCGGCCUUCUCCGAGGCCCCGCCCACUCUGCAGACCUGCAACAUGCAGAGGUGUGCAGAGUACAGCGUCAGCAGCUGGAGCCAGUGCUCGGUGUCCUGCGGGGCCGGGGACCAGACCCGGGAGGUGACCUGCGUGGGGUCCGGGGGGAUGAGGCUGGAGGAGGCGGCCUGCAGCGCCUUGCCCCGCCCCCUCGCCGCCCAGGCCUGCCAGAUGGCGCCCUGCCCACGCCGCGCGAUUGGCUGGCACGUUGGAGACUGGGGACUGUGCUCCCGGAGCUGCGGCGGGGGUCUGAGGGACCGCCGGGUGAUGUGCGCCGACGCCGACCGGAACCUGUACCCCGUGGAGCGCUGCUCCGCCCAGCCCCAACCCGCCGCCGCCGAGAGCUGCAACAGCCAGGCCUGCCGCCGGCCGCAGCUGGUUCCCAGCGUUCAGGACCCCACAGGACAUGACAACACACAGACCGGAUUCACCCCCUACGUUCCAGAGGUGCCCACCACAGGCCACGGCUCGGCGACCGGCACCGUGCACGACCCCCACAGCUCCGCCCCCGCCAUCCACUGCAGCCAAUCACAGUACGGCUGCUGCCCUGACGGACGCGUGGCGGCCGGCGGGCCCCGCGGCCUCGGCUGUCCCCGGGUGCAGGAGCUUCCGGUGGCCCCGCCCACCGACGCCCAGCAAUACUGCACCGGCACCAGCUAUGGCUGCUGCCGUGACGGAGUGACCCCGGCUCAGGGCCCCAGCAGGGAGGGCUGCCAGGAACACGCGGCGGCCGCACCGACCGCGGCGGCGGCGGCGUCCCUCCCCACCACCAACGCCCUGCAGUGCCGCACCACCGUCUUCGGCUGCUGCUACGACCGCGCCACGCCCGCGGGGGGGCCCAACGGAGAGGAGUGCCCCGCCCACCACCUGGAGCGCACCGUCUGCACGCUGCCCAAGGCCGCCGGCUCCUGCGCCGACUGGACCGCUCGCUUCCACUACGACGUCAUCGCCGGCAAGUGCGUCCACUUCUGGUACGGGAACUGCCACGGCAACAACAACAACUUCAUGACCCGCGCCGAGUGCCAGCAGGCGUGUCCGUCCGGACCGGCGUCGGCCCAGUGGACCCCGGGGCCCGCCCCCAUCGGCCCUGCCUCCAGGGGCCCCGCCUCCAGACCUCCAGCAGGGGGUGCCACCUCCGUCGGUGGCGGCGGCGCCACGCCCGGUGUGGGCCGCGACAUGGGGGGGGUCUUCACCGCCCCGGGUGGGGCCGGGGUCGCCCGGCAUGGGGGCAACGCCGCCUCCCACGCGCACCGCGCCCGCCUCCACCUGCGUCCCCGUCGGCCCACCUUCGGGACCGCGGCGCAGAGCGCCGGCCCGGCAGCGAGUCUGACCCUAGGUGGGGGUGUGACCAUCGACCCGUCGGACCCGUCCCGGGUGGAGGCCCUGGUGGGCCAGACGGCGGUGCUGCCCUGCAGGGUGAGCCCCCCGCCCUCCUCCACCCUCAUCGUGGAGUGGCGGCGGGACGGAGAACCGCUCUCCACCCGCAGACACCACCAGCAGCCUAAUGGCUCCCUAUUGGUCGGUCCGCUCAGCAUGGCCGACGCCGGGUGGUACCUGUGUGUGGCGACGCAGGACCGAGAGCGAGACCACCGAUACAUCUACCUGUCUGUCUCAGAGGGAUCUCAACCCAUUCCAACAGAACCACUACCGGGUGACGGACCUUCACCCAGGUUCAGCAUCCAGAGCUCCGCCCCCUCGGUGAUGGAGCUGCGGUCCGGCCAGACGGCCACUCUGCCGUGUCACAUCCUGCCGGCCUCCGCCCUCUCCUCCGUCACCAUCCACUGGACCAGAGAGGGACACACACUGACGGAGUCCAGAAUUACCCAGAAUUCCGAGGGCACGCUGACCAUUGGCCAGCUGAGGUCAGGUGACUCAGGGGUUUACACCUGCACAGCGUCCAAUCAGAAGCAGCUGGAACAGAGACAGCUGCAGCUCAGGGUGAAAGCCGACCUGCGGAUCACCACGGCGCCCACCAACGUCCACGUCACCCAGGGCGACACCGCCGUGCUGCCCUGCGUCGUCUCCGGGGACAACGUCAACGUCGGCUGGUCCCGGAACGGCGUCCCGGUGCGGGCCGACGGGGUGAAGGUGCGGGCGUCGCCCGACGGCAGCCUGGUGGUGAGCGACGCCCAGCCGGCCGACGAGGGGACGUACACCUGCAACGCCUACACCGGCAUCUACUCCGUCAGCGCCGCCGCCGAGGUCAAGGUCACGAGGAGGAGCAAGCAAGUGGACCUCCCCCCGGACUGCGUGGACCAGCCCGACCUGGCCAACUGUGAGCUCAUCGUCUACGCCCGCCUCUGCUCCAACUCCUACUACUCCAGCUUCUGCUGCGGCAGCUGCACCCGCCACGCCCGCUCCACCCGCAGGGCCCACCAGCGGGGCUAGGGCCCCCAGGACCCCCCCAGGACCCCCCCA